UGGCUAAGUUUUCCGGACUCUGCUUUGUGUUAGAAAUUGCAUUUCUGAACUCUGGUAUCGGAGGCUGGCCAGGUUAGCGGCCGGCCUCGAGUAAACAUUAGCAGGCGCUGUGAGGAGGCCUUUACAAGUAGGAGAGAACGGUCUGAUGGAACAGUAAACUAGUAUUUAGUAUGAGUGAAGGAUAAGUAACCGGCGGAGGGGCAAUAUGAACCUUUGACCGAGAAAUGGGAAACGACAAGUGGGACGUGAUGACCGGCGGGGUGGGCGGGGUUUAUGGAAACGGAGAUUUUUUAAGUACUCUUAAUAAUGACAGUUUGUUUGGGACUAAAUCAAAAGCCAAGACAAAUGGUAAACUUGAUCCUUUGGCCUUUGGAACUCUUGACGGUGAAGAUGAAGAGAAGAAGAGUGAAGAGGAGAAAGAGGAAAUUGAAAGCGAUGUUGAUGAUUGGCCCACAGCUCCACCUGUAGAUUAUUUAGAACGGGUUCAGGGGUAUGAGAUGGUUAGUUUUGAUACUGUGAGUGUCCCUCCCCCCGUCCCCCUCCCUCCGUCGGAUGAUGAGGAAGGAGAAGGAGAGAAGAAGGAGAAGAAGGAGGAACCUGUCAACAAAGUUGUUCUAACUCCGGAAUCAAUCCCUAGUCUAACUCAAGUUCAGGCUCGUGAAGCUUUGCUGACACAUGUCUCUAACAAAUGCUGCUACGGAAGUGGAACUGCCAAACAAAUGGGAAUUACAAAUAUGGACUAUGUUCCCGCAUUUCAUUACGAACUCCAAACAUUUAUAGAGAAACGUGAAACAAGUUGGACCUAUGCUCCACAUAAAGGUGGAGAUGUGGAUAGUCCAGCUAGAGGACCUGCUCCACUUCCAUGGGAUAUAGAAGAAAACCCUUCUCAGAUGUUCAAGGAUGAGGUUCGAGUGGUAACAGUUCCUCACACAGGAGUAGUUAAAGCUUGUCAUAAAUGCCGAGGAACAGGAGGGAUGGUCUGCAGGGACUGCUCAGGGAAGGGAUGGGUUCGGUGUCUCCACUGUCACGGAGAUGUCUAUUUAUCAGACGGAGGAAGCUUGGGUCGAGAAAGAUGUUAUUAUUGCCAACACAGUAAACAUGGACAUGGACAACAGGACUGCUCCAAGUGCCAGGCUAAAGGAAAGGUGAGCUGUGCUACGUGUGAAGGAAGUUGUCACAUUCGUUGCUAUAUCCAGCUCUCUAUCACGUGGAGGGUCGUCACCGCAGAGCAUAUUGUGGAGAAGCUUAACAUGCCUGAGGAUCUUAUCAGGGAUGUAUCGGGUCAGGUUGCCUUUGAAGAAGACGGAGAGAGAGUUGCUCCAGUGGAUGCAUUUAAUGAUGAAAUAAUCAAGAUGGCGUCGUCCCAGCUUGUUACCAACCAUGCCGCAAACUAUUUAGACAAUAGAAUACUACGUCAGCGCCAUCAAGUACGAAUUGUGCCUGUGACGAAGGUUAUGUAUGAAUGGAAAGGUCGAGGGAAGGAUUUCUAUGUGUAUGGAUAUGAAAAUAAGGUUCAUCUGCCUAGGAGUUCAUAUCCUCAAUCCUGCUGCUGGGGAUGCGCGAUCAUGUAGAAUAAAACGCGGCAUUCAAGAAUUCUGUCAAGAAUUAGGAAAUUAAUAGUUCUAUGUGUUUAGCUUUAAGUAUUUAUUUGGUUGGUUAAGGAGUCCAAGAAUACGUAUGCAAUCAUAAAGAUUUUACACCUGAAA
Molecule: messenger RNA, 1706 nt
Organism: Eurytemora carolleeae
Lineage: Eukaryota; Metazoa; Arthropoda; Copepoda; Calanoida; Temoridae
Product: protein SSUH2 homolog
Exons: 8
Coding region: 225-1571 (448 amino acids)
Source: RefSeq, a predicted model, not a curated record